Esox lucius (northern pike) is the source of this 2192-nucleotide messenger RNA. RefSeq names its product glucose-6-phosphatase a, catalytic subunit, tandem duplicate 1 (gene g6pc1a.1). The record is from RefSeq and is a predicted model, not a curated record. Gene Ontology annotation, molecular function: glucose-6-phosphatase activity. Bases 247 to 1308 code for a protein of 353 amino acids. Gene Ontology annotation, cellular component: membrane. The transcript is spliced from 5 exons. Gene Ontology annotation, biological process: glucose 6-phosphate metabolic process; gluconeogenesis. NCBI's taxonomy places the organism in Eukaryota, Metazoa, Chordata, Actinopteri, Esociformes, Esocidae.
UCACUCCAAAGCAAGGGACCUCUGUUUACCAGUUUUGGUAAACAGGGGCUCGUUGGUGGGGUGAGGCUAAAGAUCACAGAGCCUGUCAUGUCCUUCUGAAGGCAAACAAAUUCCCUAACCUUGAGUAAAGUCCAGUUUUUACAGACAGACUGGCUGACUUUAGAGGACCUCUCAUGACCACUCUUCAAUCCACUCCCAGUGAAGGUGCAUCGUCCCUGGGGAUUGUCCUGGGACUACACCGUACUUAUGGAUCUUUUCCACAGCUGGGGGGUAGAGGUGGCCAUUCAUCUGCAGACCCAGUAUGGGGACUAUGAGAGCUGGUUUAGCCUGGCCUCUACUGUAGCUGACCUUCAUACUACCUUCUUCUGUUUCUUCCCAAUCUGGUUCCAUCUACGCAGGGAUGUGGGGGUCAAGCUCAUCUGGGUGGCUGUCAUUGGAGAUUGGCUCAACUUGGUCCUGAAGUGGGUUCUAUUUGGAGAGAGACCUUAUUGGUGGGUCCAUGAUACUCGCUUCUAUGGGACAGAUCCAGCACCCGAUUUAAAACAAUUCCCCAUCACCUGUGAAACAGGACCAGGAUGCCCUUCGGGUCAUGCCAUGGGCUCGGCUGCGGUGGGCUACGUGAUGAUAACGGCUGUCCUCUCAAUGGCGGCGAAAAGGUUCCCUUCGCUCCUGUACAGGUUCUUGCAGGUGGGACUCUGGAUGCUGCUGUGUUCCGCGGAGCUUCUGGUUUGCAUGUCCAGGGUCUACAUGGCCGCACACUUCCCCCACCAGGUCAUCUGUGGGGUCAUCUCAGGGAUCAUGGUGGCUGAGGUGUUCUCCAGAGUGCAAUGGAUCUAUGGAGCCAGUAUGAGGAAGUACUUCUACACCACCCUCUUCCUGCUCUCCUUCGCUGUGGGAUUCGAAGUUCUGCUAAAGGCUGUGGGUGUGGACCUGCUGUGGACACUGGAGAAAGCAGAGAGGUGGUGUAUAAAACCAGAGUGGGUCCACAUGGACUCGACCCCCUUCGCCAGCCUCUUGCGCAACAUGGGCACCCUGUUUGGCCUAGGACUGGGCCUGCACUCAGCCCUCAGCAGUGAAAGCGAGAAAAGCAGCAGCACCUCCUUCAGAUUGGGAUGUAUCACUAUCUCCUUAAUCCUGCUACAGACCCUGGAUUCCUUGACAUUCUCCUCCAGAAACCAGGCAUUGUUUUACUUGUUCUCCUUCAGUAAAAGUGCUGCUGCCCUCUUUAUCCCCACAGCCCUGGUUCCCAAUGGACUCUCCUGGAUAUUUCCAGGUUGUUGUGGGGUGGCUAAGCUGAAAUCUAAAUAAAAAUAAUUCACUUUGUGUACCACAUUUGGCACAGAUGUUAAUUUAUGUGCCCUGAUAUAAUGUUUGGGGCCACCACAGAUUUGGUGCCUGAUGAUGACAGACAUUUCACAAAUGACUUAGACAAACAUUGUUUAAAAGUACAGAAAUACUGUUCAAAAAACAGCACCACAAUUGAUACAGGAAACACACCAGAUGAAACACACAUAUGAUGGAAUCUUGGUGUAGUUGUCAUGCAAAUCUGUACGACCUUCAGAAACGGUUUUGAUUUAGAAAAAAAUUAUUGUCAUGCUGAGUUCAUGAGCAAAAACAUGAGUGUAUAUGGGAAGUAUUUGUGGAAAUAUAUUAGUGUACAUUUCUAUUAUACAGUAAAUCCAUGUUAAAUGUAUGUCAUGAUGUGUAUGAAAACAUCAUUUUAGUGAGAAUAACCCAUGAUUCAGGAAGUGAAUCAUACAGAAAGUGAUGCUAGAAAACUAUGCUCUGGAAAGAUUUUACAGCACGUCAAUCAUCAUGACAAAAUGUCUUCCACAGUAUCAGAUAGUUCGGACCAGAGUAUUCCAUUGUAUGUUUAAUUCACACUCUCACACUGAUAUCUGAAACUUGAAUUAGGAAUGAUUCUAGCAAAUGAUACUGUGCUGCUGUUGCUACUUCAAUGACAGCAUGAGGACAAAGGGUGAUUAUCAGGCUUUGGACUCCGGACCCCAAGUGGAGAUACUGUACAACAGACAGGACAGACUGCUGACUAAUUAUUGUUACUUUCACCACUGAUGGUGCAGUGUAAUAGGUGAUUAUGUUUGUAAUAUUGCUGAUAAGCCAGUUCAAUUUGAAGAAACUAUGUGACAGCUUUUCGAUACAUUUUAUUUACUAAAUGAUUUUCAUACCUCUGA